Trichoderma aggressivum f. europaeum is the source of this 2493-nucleotide messenger RNA. RefSeq lists its product as uncharacterized. The transcript is spliced from 5 exons. Gene Ontology annotation, biological process: chloride transport; intracellular copper ion homeostasis; intracellular iron ion homeostasis. The record is from RefSeq and is a predicted model, not a curated record. Lineage: Eukaryota; Fungi; Ascomycota; Sordariomycetes; Hypocreales; Hypocreaceae. Gene Ontology annotation, cellular component: endoplasmic reticulum; fungal-type vacuole; Golgi apparatus. Bases 1 to 2493 code for a protein of 830 amino acids. Gene Ontology annotation, molecular function: voltage-gated chloride channel activity.
AUGAAUUCAACAUCAAUCUUUACGGCUGCGCUCAGCCCCGGCCUCUCACGGCGGCCGUCCAUUAGCUCUCGAGUGUCCUUUGCCGUGUCCAACGCAGAGCAUGGAGAGACGUCGAGGGAGGGCCAGAUUGACGACGAGAUUGCCGAGAUCAAAAGAUAUGAGGACUUUACAACGAUAGACUGGGUGAAAGAUGCGGCACGAGAACAGGCGCGGCGCAAGGCUCGUAGGAAGCGCUCGGCGGGCGUGUACAGACUCGGCCAGCCUGGCUGGAGAUAUCGGAUACGGGAGACUUACGACGCCGCGCAGGGCUGGAUCGUCGUCACCAUCAUCGGCGCGGCUAUCGGGUUGAAUGCGGCGUUUUUGAACAUUGUGACGGAGUGGCUGGCUGAUAUCAAGACGGGCCAUUGCACGACGGGGUUUUAUCUCAACGAGAAGUUUUGCUGCUGGGGAGAGGACAAUGGCUGCGAGGAGUGGCAUCGCUGGACCGGCUUUGGUCCCCUCAACUACUUUAUCUAUUUCUUAUUUGCAACCUUGUUCGCUUGUGUAUCGGCCACACUGGUCAAGUCAUAUGCUCCGUACGCAGCGGGAUCUGGUAUAUCGGAGAUUAAGUGCAUCAUUGCUGGCUUCGUCAUGAAGGGCUUUCUUGGCUUCUGGACUCUGCUGAUCAAGUCCAUCUGCUUGCCCCUGGCCAUCGCCUCCGGCUUGUCUGUUGGAAAGGAGGGACCCAGCGUCCACUACGCCGUCUGCACCGGCAACGUCAUCUCGAGGCUGUUCAACAAGUACAGGAGCAAUGCGGGAAAGACUCGCGAGAUCCUCAGCGCCUGUGCCGCGGCGGGAGUCGCCGUCGCCUUUGGCAGCCCCAUCGGAGGCGUGCUCUUCUCGCUCGAGGAAAUGUCGAGCUACUUUCCGCUCAAGACCAUGUGGCGCAGCUAUUUCUGUGCUCUGGUCGCCACGGCAGUCCUAUCUGCGAUGAACCCUUUCCGCACGGGACAGCUGGUCAUGUUCCAGGUCAAAUAUGACCGGGACUGGCAUUUCUUCGAAAUCGUCUUCUACAUCAUCAUUGGCAUUUUCGGCGGACUGUAUGGUGCCUUUGUCAUGAAGUGGAAUCUCCGAGCGCAGGCUUUCCGCAAAAAGUACUUGACAAAGUACGCCGUCUUGGAAGCGACGCUCCUUGCGGCGGGAACUGCCAUCGUCGCCUAUCCCAACGCUUUUCUUAGGAUCGACAUGACGGAGAGCAUGGAGAUUCUCUUCCUCGAGUGUGAAGGAGCAGAGAACUACCAUGGGCUUUGCGACAAGGACCAAAGGACGUGGAACCUCGUGUCGCUGAUCCUCGCGACGGUGUUGAGAGUCUUCUUGGUCAUCAUCUCAUACGGAUGCAAGGUGCCCGCCGGUAUCUUUGUCCCAUCCAUGGCUAUCGGCGCCUCGUUUGGGCGAACUGUCGGCAUCAUCGUCCAAGCCAUAUAUGAAGCAAACCCGAGCAGCGUCUUCUUUUCUGCCUGUAAGCCGGAUGAGCCGUGCAUCACGCCCGGCACCUACGCCUUCCUCGGUGCGGCGGCGGCUUUGAGCGGUAUCAUGCACCUCACCCUGACCGUGGUCGUCAUCAUGUUUGAGCUCACCGGGGCGCUCACGUACAUUCUGCCUACCAUGAUUGUAGUCGGCGUGACCAAGCUUGUCAGCGAAAUGUUUGGCAAGGGCGGCAUUGCCGACCGCAUGAUUUGGUUCAAUGGCUUUCCAUUUAUUGAUAGUAAGGAGGACCACAACUACGGUGUUCCGGUCUCCCAGGUCAUGCGGAGCUCCGUCGUGUCUCUGCCUGCCAACGGGUUGACGCUUGCCGAAACCGAACAGUUGCUGGCCGAGGCCAAGUACCAAGGGUUCCCCAUCGUGUUAGACAGCAACUCCAAGACGCUGUUGGGAUACAUUGGCAGGACUGAGUUGCGGUAUGCCGUUGAUCGAACAAGGCGCGAGCGUCCCGUCUCUCCAGAUGCAAAAUGCAUCUUUUCACCGCAUCCGAUUCAGACUCCAGCCAUUACUCCGAUCACGCCCGCAUUUCGUGGAGACGUCACGGCUUCAUCGCCUCUUGAUUUCAGCCGUUACGUCGACGCUACGCCCGUGACGGCGCAUCCUCGCCUGCCCCUGGAGACGGUCAUGGAGCUGUUUCAAAAGAUUGGACCUCGCGUCAUUCUCAUCGAGUAUCACGGGAAGCUCUCCGGUCUGGUAACCGUCAAGGAUUGCCUCAAGUACCAGUUCAAGGUGGAGGCGGCUGAGAACCCGAAAGAUGACCAGCACGUCAUUGAGGGUCAAGAGCAUCUGUGGAGCGCGCUUCGCAGAGUGGGCUUUUGGGUUUCGAAUUCGGUGUCGUCAGUUUCGCGGGGACACAUUAGACUUAGUGGGCAAUUUGACGACGAGCGGACGCGUGCGAGCGGGAGGAGAGAGGCCAUCUUGGAUGGGGACGAGGACGGCGUUGAUGAAGGCGUUGAGCUGGAAAGGAGAUAG